Limulus polyphemus (Atlantic horseshoe crab) is the source of this 2173-nucleotide messenger RNA. It is a transcript of the gene numb, whose product is annotated as protein numb-like. The transcript has 12 exons. The coding region runs from base 447 to 1952 and encodes 501 amino acids. The record is from RefSeq and is a predicted model, not a curated record. NCBI's taxonomy places the organism in Eukaryota, Metazoa, Arthropoda, Merostomata, Xiphosura, Limulidae.
CGUAGUUGACGGUAGUGAAUGGUAGUUGUAUUUUUCUUAUGAUGAGGUUGUUGGUUAUGAAAAUCGCAGAUGUUAAAAAAAGUAUAAAAUUCUUAUUAAUUUCAUUUUGCUUAUGAUUUUUUUGCACUCUAUACAGAUAAAACACAAGGAAAGGCACAGUUUGUUAAUCUUAUUUUUAAGCUUAGAACCUUUGUGAUGAUGGGCUCUUGACAGAAAUUGAAGUAACAAGGAUGAUAACAGAUAAGGCAGCCAUAAUGCAGUUUCUAUUUAAGUGAAAGGACCAUGUAAAGAAGGAUAGUUAUUCUGAAGACACUUUGCAUUUAUACUACCCUAGACCUUACAAAGAUGGAUAUAAGUGUGUGUGGACCAAACAUAAGGUGUCAGAAAAUCAUUUGGCACAUCAGAGUGACCUUCACCCAACAGAGCAUCAGAAUUAAGUAAAAUUUAUGACAAGUUCAUUGAUGGAUAAGUUAAGGAGAAGUUUUCGGGACAGUUUUCGUAAAAAGAAAGAACACAUUCCUGAUUCCAGUAAACCUCACCAGUGGCAGGCAGACGAGGUUGCAGUAAGGGAUGGAACAUGUAAUUUCCCAGUAAAGUACUUGGGUUGCUUGGAGGUGUUUGAAUCAAGAGGGAUGCAAAUAUGUGAAGAGGCACUAAAAGUUCUGAGGAACUCUAGGAAGAGGCCAAUAAAGGGUGUGCUAUAUGUGACAGGAGAUGGGUUAAGAGUAGUAGAUGAUGACACAAAGGGUCUGAUAGUUGAUCAAACAAUAGAAAAGGUGUCAUUCUGUGCACCUGACAGAAACCAUGAGAGAGGAUUCUCUUAUAUUUGUCGUGAUGGAACCACUCGCCGGUGGAUUUGUCAUGGUUUCUUAGCCAUGAAAGACUCAGGAGAAAGAUUGAGUCAUGCUGUAGGAUGUGCAUUUGCUGUUUGCUUGGAAAAGAAACAGAAGCGUGAAAAAGAGGCUGUAAUGAUGAACUUUGAUCCAAAAACAGCAACUUUUACCCGUAUGGGUUCUUUUAAACAAGCCCCUUUUACAGAGAGGUUGAAAGACCCUCAAGAAUGUAAACCUUCAGAGCCUCCACCAGUUAAGCCAGUACACAAUCCCUAUGCAGUGGAAAGACCUCAUGCCACACCUGUUAUGCUUGAGCGUCAGGGGUCCUUCCGGGGUUUUUCAUCUCUUAGUCAGGUGACACCCUUCAAACGUCAGCUGUCUUUACGUCUGAAUGAACUACCCUCUACUGUGGAACGUCAGCGAUCCAUGUCAUUGGAAUCUACUGACUUGUUCUCUCGCCAGAAUGGACCAGUAGUUACACCUAUUCCUGAGAGUUCUCCAGUCCCAGAGAAACAAGACUCUAUCAGUGCUAUGUGUCAACAGCUUUCACAAGGGUUGUCCUUUUUGUCCAGCAGUGACAGUCCAUUUAUACAACAAGUAACUGAACAACAACAACUGCCACAAGCUCAUUCUUCAGGAAACCCAUGGGUUGGCAGCAAUUAUUCCCAAGAAUCACCAGCAGAAGCAUGGCUUACAUACAGCACUGCUGCCUUACAGGGUAGUCCCAGUAAGGCAGCAGUAAGAAGCCAUCCUAACCCCAAUGAUUUAGCUUUGUCUCGCCAUAACAUCCCUCAUGGAAUGCCCCAACCUGUUGUACCUCCUCGACGUAGCAGCCCCAAUUUUUCUCAUUUGCGAAGUCAAUCACUUGAUUCUGCAGAUGUUUUUGUCACCCCACCCAGACAAAAUACUAGGACUUCAGCUGAGUCUUCUGCUAGCCCCUGGGUAAAUGGUAAUGCAUAUCAACCAAACCAGAGAACCCAGUCACAUUCUGGAGAUCCCUUUGAUGCUGAAUGGGCUGCUCUCGCCAGUCGAAACAGUACAAGCACAACUAACCCUUUCUUGCAGAAAACGGUUAAAGCUUUUGAAGUUCAAAUAAAGUUAAAGACACCUGUGGACUAGCUGUGGAUAGCUUAAGAGGUGGGUUCAUGUUUGUUUAACACCAGUUGCCUUAGACGUGUCUGAUAUGUAAAUGGUGAAAACAUUCAGUAAGGACCUUUUGAACUGUGUGAUACCUGUAGGAUCUUCAACCACCUUUUUUGUUCCUUUUUUGUUUAACCAUUGUUGCUAAAUUUGGUGUAUCAUUAAAAAUUGGCAAAAAUAAAAACUCGGAGAGAAAUAUA